AAACAGCCCUAUCUUAUCAAACAAUUUGGCCAGGCUUUGUUUGGUCGCGGAAAUGCACUUUUCUAGCUAAUCACACACCGUCACCGAGAGCCGCAAAGUAACAUGCAGCGCACCAACGUUCAGGACGACCCCGGAGUUCCACUCCAAAGCUUUGAGUGGGAAAAUCGGAACCAGCAGUCCACCGUGCCACCGGCCGAACGCGAUGGCUACAAGGACUUUGAAAAGAUCGACGUGCACAAUUUUACCGGCCUCGCGACCAUCCUUGCGGUGAACGUUCAGCAGCUGUACCUUCUCAUCUCGGUCGGUCCCGAGCUGGGGGCGAUGUUCUACGUGCUGAUCAGCAUCACGUCCGUUUCCGCGAUUUUUGUGGUUUUUCUCCUGCCCAUUCGGUUGGUGCUGGAAGCAUGCAAGAAGAUUCGGGAUCGUCGCACGUGGAUUUGGUUGUACUACACGAGCUUGGUGCUGAACGUGCUGAUCUUUGUACUCAACCUGGUUCUGCAAAUCUUCGACCAAACGACGGAAAAGUGCCAGGUGCUGCUAAAUCAACCGCUGCCCGUGGCCGCCAGGGAUGAGCCAAAAUGAAACAAGCAGUUUUAUAUUAGUAUAUUUAUUAAACAAUUUAAAAAAAGAAAGUCUUUAGAUUUUGGUCUUUGUUAGAAAGGGUUGUCACACGAGUAAAGUGAGUUGUUUAAGAAAUACGAUUGAAAGAUUUUUCUUA
This is a messenger RNA of Culex quinquefasciatus (southern house mosquito), 718 nucleotides long. RefSeq lists its product as uncharacterized. The transcript has 2 exons. The record is from RefSeq and is a predicted model, not a curated record. NCBI's taxonomy places the organism in Eukaryota, Metazoa, Arthropoda, Insecta, Diptera, Culicidae. Bases 103 to 582 code for a protein of 159 amino acids.